Messenger RNA from Nilaparvata lugens (brown planthopper), 922 nucleotides. RefSeq names its product histone H3.v1-like. The record is from RefSeq and is a predicted model, not a curated record. The transcript has 2 exons. Bases 110 to 553 code for a protein of 147 amino acids. Lineage: Eukaryota; Metazoa; Arthropoda; Insecta; Hemiptera; Delphacidae.
AGAGAUCAAAGGUUGGUAAAGGUCUUUACUUGAGAAAGCAGAGAACAGCAACACCUUAGACAUUAGGUAAUAUAUUGAGGUACAAUCAAAAUCAUAAUGCUGUACAAAUAUGGAUAUAUAUUGGAUACAUAGCAGAUUAGAUUCAUUGUGCUGGAAUCAUCUGUGGAGAAUAGACAAUUUGUCGAUCAUCUGUGUAUCUGGAACAAUAGAGAAGAUGGUACUCCUAUUCUCAAAGUGGGGUGACUAUGGUGAGACAAAUUUACCAUCAAUCUCCCCAUUUGAUCUGAAGAAGGAUGAGGAUCAUGUAGAAGAUGAGGAAGAGGAAACUGAUAUGGAGGAGAACAAUGAGGUAGAGGUGGAAGAGGAAGAGGAGGAGGAAGAGGAAGAGGAGGAGGAGGAAGAGAAAGAGGAUGAGGAGGAGGAAGAGGAAGAGGAGGAGGAGGAGGAGGAGGAUGAUGUAGUGGUGAGAAAUACUACUAUACCUAUACUUUUGACUCGAAGGAGCAUCAAUUACCUGAAGGGAAGAGGUUGUGAGGUGAUUCAACAACAAUGACAGGGUAUUGUCUCUAUCUGAAACAGUGUUCUAGAGUUAUCGCUGAAUAUCAUCCGGAAACUAUCAGACAACAUAGAAGACUUGCCAAGGACUAGUGCUGGGAAAGGAGUCUACUACCUGGGACAUCACCUGCUUGACAUGGACCAAGGAGAAACAUCAUGGAUAAAUCACUUUUCUGCACACUCAAUAUGAUAAAAAACUUGGAUUUUGGAACAGAGAUAUACCUGAUUGUAGUAAACUUUUCAAUGAAAUGGAUGUUGAAUUGAUCAAUAAAGAGCUAAUUGUAUUCCAAACUGUUUACUUAUUACCUACCAUCUCCUUAGAUAUAGUUUAGCUAUAAGUAUAUUCUGAGUGCCACUGACUGAACAG